This is a messenger RNA of Sarcophilus harrisii (Tasmanian devil), 955 nucleotides long. RefSeq names its product sodium channel modifier 1 (gene SCNM1). The record is from RefSeq and is a predicted model, not a curated record. The coding region runs from base 35 to 895 and encodes 286 amino acids. Gene Ontology annotation, cellular component: nucleus. The transcript is spliced from 7 exons. Gene Ontology annotation, biological process: RNA splicing. NCBI's taxonomy places the organism in Eukaryota, Metazoa, Chordata, Mammalia, Dasyuromorphia, Dasyuridae.
CUGUAGUGCAUGACGGAGAGCUGCGAUAGGCGUCAUGUCCUUCAAGAGGGAGGGGGAUGACUGGAGCCAGCUCAAUGUGCUCAAGGUCCCACGGCCUCCCCGGGAUGGGUCAGGGCGCUCCCUCGCCUCCUUGGGCAAGGUGCCCUCCCCCAGCUGGGGGGCGUGGCUCCGGGAGAGGCCCCCUGCCCGCAACACCAGGAUUCCUGGUUCCAGCGCCGCCCCCCCCUCGUUUGCCCCUUCCCAGAAGCGCCGCGUCGGGGACCUGCUGGCCAGUUAUAUCCCAGAAGAUGAGGCACUGAUGCUCCGAGAUGGACGGUUUGCCUGCGCUGUCUGCCCCCACCGGCCGGUACUGGACACACUGACCAUGCUGACUGCUCACCGCGCAGGGAAGAGGCACGUGGCCAGCCUGCAAGAGUUCUACGGCAAAAAGCACCCGUGGAAGGGAGAAGAACAGCAUCCAAAGCGGCAGGAAGACUCGGGCUCCGAGAAGACCGGGAGCCAGGCUCCUCUGCUGACCCAGACCCGGCUAAUCACUCAAAGUGCCCUGCGCAGAGCCCCAAAUUAUAACAGUUGCUGUCGAAGGCAGAAGAACAGACCAGAAUCUCCUCCGCCCUCAGCUCCUCCCCUCCCGUCUGGGCCCCCACAGACUGAGGCACCUUCGGACCAGAAUGCUGGCAGAGCACCCAAGUCUAAGAGUGAUAGACAGACCCGGAAGGGAUCAGCAGCAGCACCAGCCCCCGUGCCCUUGAGUCCUACCCGACGAAGGGCGUUGGACCAUUAUCUGAGCCUGCGCAGCUCGGGGUGGAUCCAGGAUGGAAGAGGUCAGUGGGUAAAGGACAAGAAUGUGGAGUUUGAUUCUGAUGAAGAGGAACCCCCGGAUCUCCCCUUGGAUUGAUACCCUCCCCCCACUUUUUGUUUAAAUAAACCUGAGAAAAGACUGGGUUCUUUCUUCCUC